Dipodomys ordii (Ord's kangaroo rat) is the source of this 2314-nucleotide messenger RNA. It is a transcript of the gene Ctns, whose product is annotated as cystinosin, lysosomal cystine transporter. Gene Ontology annotation, molecular function: L-cystine transmembrane transporter activity. Gene Ontology annotation, biological process: L-cystine transport. The coding region runs from base 315 to 1514 and encodes 399 amino acids. Gene Ontology annotation, cellular component: lysosomal membrane. The record is from RefSeq and is a predicted model, not a curated record. Lineage: Eukaryota; Metazoa; Chordata; Mammalia; Rodentia; Heteromyidae. The transcript has 12 exons.
GGUGCAUGAAGGCGGGAACACUGGCCGGGAUGCCCGGGUGAUGUGGGUGGCUCUCCUCGCUUCCUGCUGCGUUGCCUCCUGAAGCUGGGUUGGAGAGUAUGCACGUUGUUUUGGAAAGGCGAGAUCCCCAGAGGACCAUUCCCUGGAGCUCCUGCUGACUUGUCCAGUGCUGGGCUCCAGGGAACUAGGCAGGAGGAGACGCCUCCCCCCCCCCCCGCCCUCUUGGGUUCUUAGACUGGAGGACACCUGGGCCCUGUACUGAGGAAAGUGUUAAUCAAUGCCGUGUGAUUCCUUGUUCUAAGAAAUCAGAGAACAUGAUAAGGAAUUUGCUGCUUAUUUUUAUCCUUUUUCCCCUGAAUCUCAUAACGAAUUGUGAAUCUACUUUCAGCCUCACCGUCCCUCCCAUUGUGAAGCUGGAAAAUGGCAGCUCAACCAAUAUCAGCAUCACCCUUGGGUAUCCAUUAAAUACAACCUUACUGAUCACUUUUGAAAUCACGUUUCGUUCAAAAAAUAUUACUAUCCUUGAUCUCCCUGAUGAGGUUGUAGUGCCUCCCGGAGUGACUUAUUCUUCUUUCCAAGUGACAUCUCAAAAUGUUGGACAAGUGACAGUUCAUCUGCAUGGAAAUCAUUCCAACCAGACCAGCCCAAGAAUACUCUUCUUAGUGAUCCACAGCAGUGCUAUUAGCAUCAUAAACCAGAUGAUUGGCUGGAUCUACUUUGUGGCCUGGUCCAUCUCCUUCUACCCUCAGGUGAUCAAGAACUGGAGACGGAAAAGUGUCAUUGGCCUGAGCUUUGACUUCUUGGCCCUGAACCUGACGGGCUUUGUGGCCUACAGCGUGUUCAACAUUGGCCUCCUGUGGGUGCCCUAUAUCCAGGAGCAGUUUCUCCAGAAACACCCCAAUGGCGUGAACCCUGUGGACAUUAAUGAUGUCUUCUUCAGCCUGCAUGCAGUCACUCUCACUCUGAUUGUCAUCCUGCAAUGCUGCCUAUAUGAGCGAGGCAGCCAGCGUGUGUCAUGGCCUGCCAUUGGCUUCCUGGUGCUCUCAUGGCUCUUUGCCUUCAUCACCAUGGUUGUGGCUGCAGUUGGAGUGACCACAUGGCUGCAGUUUCUCUUCUGUUUCUCCUACAUCAAGCUUGCCAUCACGCUGAUCAAGUAUAUUCCACAGGCCUACAUGAACUUUCACUACAAAAGCACCGAGGGCUGGAGCAUUGGCAGUGUGUUCCUGGACUUCAUUGGAGGCAGCUUCAGCCUCCUCCAGAUGUUCCUGCAGUCCUACAACAACAACCAGUGGACGCUGAUCUUUGGAGACCCAACUAAAUUUGGACUUGGCAUCUUCUCCAUAUUCUUUGAUGUUAUCUUCUUCAUCCAGCACUUUCUUCUGUACAAAAAGAAAUCGGGGCCUCAGGCAGCAUUCACAGAUCCUGACAGCCAUACGAGGCCGAAUGGGACACUAAGCUUGCAGCCGAAGGCCUUGCCCCAAACAAGUGUUUCUGGGAGCAGCUUGAAAGGCUGACCAUGCCGCUGGGAGAGCCAAGGGCACUUUGCUGCCACCGUUGUGGUCCCAGGAACCAAGCAGCCAGGUGCUUUAGCCAAUGGACUCGAAGGUGCCGAUGCUGGUGGUGGAGGGGUGAGGACUGUGGGACUAGGCCUUAGGGUCCUUUCUCGGAAGGCCACACUCCUGAAACUCAUCCUGCAUAACUCAGCUUCCACAGCUGCAGUAACAGGUGGCCCAGAGCAGGGCCUGAGCACGGAGGUACCUGCCAGAUAAGCUCUGAACUGCAAUCUGCCCAGUGCCAUUGUCUAGACACCAGUCUGUUGUCACACUAACUCCGAGUUUGAGAAGGGAUGUUUUAGAAAUGGCUUGCUCUUCCCUGCCUUCACUUUCCUAGUGAAUUGGGGCCCUGUUUGAGCACCCUACUACUCCUAACUUAGCACCAGCCUGUGCCUUAGAGGCCUGCCCACCUGCCAAGUAGUGACAGCAGCUCCCUUGGAGGGGAGGGCCGGGCCCCCUUCCCUUGAUUUCCCCCAGACACCUGAGACUUCAGUGUUUUGGUCAUGGAGAAACUGAACCCACCUCACACAAUUGGUAUGGGUCCAACCCCAAUCUCACACUUCCUUCCUUAUCCUCUCCAGCUAGUGCCCUCCCUGGGGUGGAAGGAACUGGAAUGUGCCUUGUGUGACCUGAGUUUGCCAAUCUUUUUUUUUUUUUACAAGUACUUGUGCCUUUUUUUUCCUUAACUGCUUUUUGUGUCCUAUUUGGGUGGAGCCCGAAUCCUUAAUUAAAGCUUGGCUUAUUUCCUUUGUGCACACUGA